UAUGUUAAUUACUAAAGGGAGUGGAUUUAUUCUUUCCUCUUGGUUGAAGUGGUGAGCUUUGUGCGCUGUGCCCCCAACAUAAGCCCAGGACCAGUGAAUAAGUGAUUAAUGGCUGCUACGGAGAAACGACCCAUUGAGGGGGGUCCAGCUGAUCCUUCAUCAGGGAUAACUCCUUCAUAUGGAACUGACAACCCUUCACCCCCCUCCUAUGAUGAAGCAAUGGGCCCACCACCUUCAUAUCAGUCCUUGUUUGGUGAAAUCCAAGAUGCACACACCAGUUCCAGUGGGGUGCUUGAUUUCUUAAAGAAACUCUUUUUGAUACUUAUUGGAACAAUUGGAUGUACCAUAAUGAUUGGACUUAUUAUGGCUAUUCCCAUAGCUAUGAUAGUUAUAGGAGCUAAAUACAAGAACCAGUGUCCAGUUGAAGAUAAGAUUCCCAUCUACCUUAUUGUUGGUGGAGCCGUGGGUGUGUUCAGAAACCUCAUCUCCUUGUGUCAGCGAUCCAUGAAAAGUAAUGACAAUGAGGAUGAUGAUGAGAAGAAGAAGCGGCCUUUUGAGAGCAUCCUAGACUGUUUCCUGUUUGUCUGGUUUAUUUGUGGAAAUGUCUGGAUCUAUCGGAUUUAUCAGCCACACUACACUCCUGACCUUUCAGAUCCAGAAUAUUGUCACAAAACGUUGUAUCUGUUUGCAUUUUGGAUAACAACCUCUGCAUACAUUUUUACAGGGGUCCUGUGUUGUUGUGUGUGUUGUGUGGGCAUUUGUGCUGCAAUGUUUGGCUCUGAUGAUUGAGAGCUCCAAAUGUUAAGGAUACAACGAUGCAAUGCUGUCAACCAUAUGGACAUAAGAAUAUGUCAUUCAUAUUCACAUGAAAUUGCUGUUAAGGAAAAGUCAUAAUUUUUGUAUAAAAUCAUAGGUGAUCAAAUCAAAUGAACCACUGUUCAUUAAAUUUAGAGCAACCAGUCACUCUCCACAA
Stylophora pistillata is the source of this 973-nucleotide messenger RNA. Its product is annotated as transmembrane protein 272. NCBI's taxonomy places the organism in Eukaryota, Metazoa, Cnidaria, Anthozoa, Scleractinia, Pocilloporidae. The record is from RefSeq and is a predicted model, not a curated record.